This is a messenger RNA of Nematolebias whitei (Rio pearlfish), 684 nucleotides long. RefSeq names its product cysteinyl leukotriene receptor 2-like. Gene Ontology annotation, cellular component: plasma membrane. The record is from RefSeq and is a predicted model, not a curated record. The coding region runs from base 1 to 684 and encodes 227 amino acids. Gene Ontology annotation, biological process: G protein-coupled receptor signaling pathway. Gene Ontology annotation, molecular function: G protein-coupled receptor activity. The transcript is spliced from 2 exons. Lineage: Eukaryota; Metazoa; Chordata; Actinopteri; Cyprinodontiformes; Rivulidae.
AUGAUGACCAAUGUCAGCAACAGCACGCUGCCCGUUGGACCACUGUCCCACUGUUACCAUGACGACAGCGCCUUCAAGUACCGCGCCUACAUCUGCACCUACAUCCUGGUGUUUCCUGUGGCCUUCCUGUGCAACGCCGGCGCGCUCGUCGUCUUCUUCCAGAUCCGAAAAAGGAACGGAAUCCGCCGUUGCUUCGAGCCGGGAACCCUGACCUCGUGGACAAAGAUCCUCAUUCUGAACUACUUCGGUUUGGUUCUGGGCUUCCUCAUACCUUUCUUCAUCAUCAUCCUUUGCUACAGCAGAGUCAUUCAGCACCUGGUGGCCCCCAAAGACCUCCGCCUGGGCAACCUGAGGACCAGGCACAGCAGGAGGCACUCGGUAUACCUGGUCACCAUGGUGAUCGCCACCUUCCUGCUGUGUUUCCUGCCCUACCACCUGAUCCGAACGCUGCACCUGCACGCCGUGAUCAGCAAAUGGAGCUGCGAUGUCAUGCGGCUGCUGCAGCGGGCCGUGUCGGUGACGCUGUGCCUGGCAGCGUGCAACAGCAUGCUCAACCCGCUGCUGUACUACUACGCCACCAAGACCUUCAGACAGGACAUGAGGAAAGUCCAGACCUCUCUGAGGUCCAACUUAUGGGACUCCUACAGACACAACUCUGUGAAGAAGCAAAGAGAACAGUCCUGA